This is a messenger RNA of Lutzomyia longipalpis, 1656 nucleotides long. RefSeq names its product elongation factor Tu (gene mEFTu1). Gene Ontology annotation, biological process: mitochondrial translational elongation. The record is from RefSeq and is a predicted model, not a curated record. Gene Ontology annotation, molecular function: translation elongation factor activity; GTPase activity; GTP binding. The coding region runs from base 157 to 1554 and encodes 465 amino acids. The transcript is spliced from 3 exons. Gene Ontology annotation, cellular component: mitochondrion. NCBI's taxonomy places the organism in Eukaryota, Metazoa, Arthropoda, Insecta, Diptera, Psychodidae.
GAAAACUCAACGUGUAUAAAUACCUACCCCAUGAUUUUUUACCUCCGCUGACCAGCCGCAUUGAUUUUCACAAUAUCUGGGAAUUUUCUCCCUUAUCUCACAUAAAAAGCAUUUUCUCCCAUUCUCUCUGCAUUCUGUUGCUGAAAGUGCAUCAAAAUGACGACAUACAAAGCCUUGCGGGCACUCCUGGCACCGGCCUUCCGGGAUGCUACGAAAAGAACGUGGAUUUCUGGGACGUCUCAGCGUUUCUCCGGCAUUAUUUAUUGUCAAACAAGGGGGUAUGCGGCUGAGAAGAAGGUUUUCCAGCGUGUAAAGCCACACUGCAAUGUCGGGACAAUUGGGCAUGUUGAUCAUGGCAAGACAACCCUCACGGCGGCAAUCACGAAAGUUCUCGCGGAUCGGGAUUUGGCUGAAUCACGAAAGUACACAGACAUUGAUAAUGCUCCGGAAGAGAAGGCACGUGGAAUUACCAUCAAUGUAGCUCACAUUGAGUAUCAAACGGAGACGCGUCACUAUGGGCACACUGAUUGUCCUGGACAUGCGGAUUACAUUAAGAAUAUGAUCACAGGAACAGCUCAGAUGGAUGGAGCGAUUCUCGUUGUAGCUGCUACGGAUGGUGUGAUGCCCCAGACGCGUGAACAUCUCCUCCUUGCCAAGCAAAUUGGCAUCAACUACAUUGUGGUGUUUAUCAACAAAGUCGAUGCUGCUGAUCAGGAAAUGGUUGAACUGGUUGAGAUGGAGAUUCGUGAGUUGAUGACAGAGAUGGGAUUCGACGGGGAUAACGUGCCAGUUGUUAAGGGCAGUGCUUUGGCAGCUCUUGAGGGGAAGGAUGCUGAAAUUGGAGCUAAACCCGUGCUGCAGCUUCUCGAUGAAGUGGACAAAUACAUCCCUACGCCUCAGCGUGAUCUCGAUAAGCCCUUCCUGCUGCCCGUUGAGAAUGUCUACAGUAUCCCUGGGCGAGGAACCGUCGUGACGGGACGUCUCGAGAGAGGGACACUCAAGAAGGGAGCUGAAUGCGAAUUUGUGGGCUACAACAAAGUUUUCAAGUCCACCGUAACGGGCGUUGAGAUGUUCCAUCAGAUUCUCGAGGAGGCACAUGCUGGUGAUCAGCUUGGGGCCCUUGUGCGUGGAGUCAAGAGGGAUGAUGUCAAACGUGGCAUGGUGAUGGCUAAACCUGGAUCUGUUAAAGGGUACGAUCAGUUCGAGAGUCAGGUGUACAUCCUCAAUAAGGAGGAAGGUGGCCGACAGAAGCCCUUCACUAACUUCAUCCAGCUCCAAAUGUUCUCCCGGACGUGGGAUUGCGCCGCACAGGUGACCAUUCCCGGCAAGGACAUGGUGAUGCCCGGUGAAGACGCCAAGCUCAUUAUGCGCCUCAUCCGACCCAUGGUGCUGGAGCAGGGACAACGCUUCACCCUCCGUGAUGGUUCCCUCACACUCGGCACCGGCGUCGUGACGAAAGUUCUUCCCGUGCUGACGGACGAUGAGCGUCAUGCCCUUGUUGAGGGCAAGAAGGCACGCGAGAAGAAAGCCAAGGCCGAGAGUACGGGCAAAUAGAGCCCCCGCAGCGUUAGAAAGCUAGAAAAAGCCACACUCUGAAUUCACGGAAAUGUAUUUUGUUUUUAAGGAAGAAACUAAAUAAAAAAAGCCAAUUAGAGA